Nicotiana tabacum (common tobacco) is the source of this 1279-nucleotide messenger RNA. Its product is annotated as abscisic acid receptor PYL8-like. Gene Ontology annotation, cellular component: cytoplasm; nucleus. The record is from RefSeq and is a predicted model, not a curated record. Gene Ontology annotation, molecular function: signaling receptor activity; abscisic acid binding; protein phosphatase inhibitor activity. Gene Ontology annotation, biological process: abscisic acid-activated signaling pathway. Lineage: Eukaryota; Viridiplantae; Streptophyta; Magnoliopsida; Solanales; Solanaceae.
AAUUAAAUACUAAAAUCGAUAAUGGAGCUGCUCUAUUUGUAAUGGCGGUGGCGACUUCCCAAACGCACCGAGUCUGACUCGUCAACUUGCGAGUUCAUUCAAUACGCGUGAAGCUGUUAACCAGCCAUCAGAAUCUCGGAAAAUUCCUGCUCCGGUCAUCGGCGGAGUGAAAUAGACGGCGUUAACUAUUUGAUGUUAACGGUGGAGAGAAACUAAGCGAUGAUGAGCCCGAACGGAUUCAGCGGUUUAGAGAAAGAGUAUAUAAGGAAGCAUCAUCAUCAUGACCUAGCGGAGAAUCAAUGCAGUUCCUUUCUGGUCAAGCACAUUCGAGCGCCUGUUCAUCUCGUUUGGUCAUUGGUUAGGAGGUUUGAUCAGCCACAAAAGUACAAGCCCUUUGUCAGCAGGUGCAUUGUGCAAGGAAAUCUUGAGAUUGGUAGUCUUAGGGAAGUCGAUGUCAAGUCAGGCCUCCCUGCAACAACGAGUACUGAGAGAUUGGAGCUUCUUGAUGAUGAAGAGCACAUCUUAAUUGUCAGGAUUAUUGGCGGGGAUCACAGACUUAGGAAUUACUCAUCAAUCAUAUCUGUCCACCCGGAGGUGAUUGAUGGAAGACCUGGGACACUGGUGAUUGAAUCAUUUGUGGUGGACGUACCCGAAGGAAACACCAAAGAUGAGACGUGUUACUUUGUUGAAGCAUUAAUCAAAUGCAACCUAAAAUCACUUGCUGAUGUUUCAGAGCGACUUGCUGUGCAGGACAGGACAGAGCCCAUUGAGCAGGUCUAAUGGUUCAGGAUGUUCUGAAGGUUAUUACACUAGGGAUGAAGCUUCCUCAAGGCUAUUAGUUCUCUAAGGCUUUGGAGGCGGACUGGAUGUUGCUGCUCUCUUCCCAGCUUCCCGUGCUGUUGGUGCUCUCUUUUUUAUUUAUUCUUUUUUUGCGGUGUAUGUUUAGCAUUCAGUCAUAUUACUUGUUUGUAGUGUCUCAGAACCACAGGUUUUACAAGGAUCUCUAGACACCCCGUAAAUGGAUGAAAAGACUAGUUUGUUUUAAUUCUUAGAAUUCUGAUAGUGGUUUGUGGUAUGUCACUUGUCUUAGUUUAGCGUUGUUCCAGUGUCUGUUGAGUUGCUAGUCAGAGUCUUUUAAGUUGCAUUUGUGGCCUCUAGUUGCAGUAAAUAAUGGUGGUGUACAAUCCAUGAGCUAAUGUUGUACAGACUAGUUAUAGAGAAAGGCUCUAGAUCUGCAAACACUCUCUUUUAUUUCGUUAUUAUUCAUCAUUGACGAGAA